Messenger RNA from Ilex paraguariensis (yerba mate), 1763 nucleotides. The record is from the annotation of a GenBank genome assembly. Lineage: Eukaryota; Viridiplantae; Streptophyta; Magnoliopsida; Aquifoliales; Aquifoliaceae.
CACCAACUUUCCCCUGCUACUAAAAGGGGUAGUCCCAGGGCAGCUAGCUAGGGUUUACUACUACUUAGCCUUCAUUGCCACAAAACUAACCAAUCAAUAUCACAUGGCAUCCGUAUCGGUUGAGGAAAUCCGCAAGGCCCAGCGAGCCGAGGGUCCAGCCAUGAUCCUCGCCAUUGGCACCGCAACUCCUUCCAACUGUGUCUACCAGGCUGAUUAUCCUGAUUACUACUUCCGCAUCACCAACAGCGAGCACAUGACCGAGUUGAAAGAGAAAUUCAAGAGAAUGUGUGAGAAAUCCAUGAUUAAAAAGCGUUACAUGCAUUUGACAGAAGAAAUUCUGAAAGAAAAUCCAAACAUGUGUGCUUUCAUGGCAUCCUCCCUCGAUGCACGUCAAGACAUGGUAGUGGUGGAGGUACCAAAGCUUGGUAAGGUCGCAGCAUCAAAGGCCAUCAAAGAGUGGGGCCAGCCCAAAUCAAAGAUCACACACCUUGUGUUCUGUACAACCUCAGGUGUGGACAUGCCCGGAGCGGACUACCAACUUACCAAGCUUCUGGGCCUCCGGUCCUCCGUGAAGAGACUGAUGAUGUAUCAGCAAGGUUGCUUUGCAGGUGGAACCGUGCUUCGUAUUGCCAAAGAUCUCGCCGAGAACAACAAGGGAGCACGCGUUCUGGUGGUGUGCUCCGAGAUCACUGCCGUCACUUUCCGAGGACCAUCCGAUGCCCACUUGGAUUCCCUGGUAGGACAGGCGCUUUUCGGUGACGGUGCGGCCGCAAUGAUCAUUGGUGCGGAACCUGAUACUCCCAUCGAGCGUCCAUUGUUUCAACUAGUGUCUGCUGCACAGACUAUUCUGCCAGAUUCGGAGGGUGCUAUAGAUGGGCACUUGCGUGAAGUAGGGCUUACUUUUCACUUGCUCAAGGACGUGCCUAGUUUGAUAUCAAAGAACAUUGAAAAGUCACUGGUGGAAGCUUUCACUCCAAUAGGGAUUAGUGACUGGAACUCUAUCUUCUGGAUUGCCCACCCAGGUGGGCCUGCCAUUCUUGACCAAGUUGAGUCCAAGCUUGGUCUGGAAGAAGAGAAACUCAGUGCUACUAGGCAUGUGCUGAGUGAGUAUGGUAACAUGUCCAGUGCAUGUGUGGUAUUCAUUUUGGACGAAAUGAGGAAGAGAUCGAUUGAAGAAGGUAAGAGCACCACGGGUGAAGGGUUGGAAUGGGGAGUUCUAUUCGGGUUUGGGCCUGGUCUCUCGGUUGAGACGGUGGUUUUGCACGCUGUCCCUGCUGUCAUAUGAUGAUAUGAAUUGUGGGGCCUGGGGCGGGGUUACGUAUUAUUGUAGCUCAUCAUCCUAUUCCUACUCCUACUCCUACUUAAUUGAUUGGUAUUCAUGCAACUGAAAAAUAAAAGGUGAAAUAAAGGUAAAAGGACCCGUGGUUGGGUGCCUGUCGCUGCAAAUUUAGUGCUGCAUGUAUGCUGCUACAACCAUCAUCCUUAUUAAGAGCAUGGAUUCUGCUUUCUUUCUCUUUGUGUGAAUUGUAAUCCCAAGGGAAAUUAAAAAAAAAAGUUAUAAUUUCGAAUUGCUGCUUUUGGUUUCCUUUCCUUAUCAUCAAAAACCUUUAUGGAAGUAUUUGUUUUAUUUCCUUUGUUUGUUAUAUGUGUGUGUGUGUUGAAUGAGUUUUAUUUUUAGAGUUGAUUGUAUUGGAGGUUCCCAAAAAUAUGGGGUUUAUCUUAUUUUGGUGCAUAAUGUUUCAAUUACAUCAUUUUAGUUUCUG